UCCAUUUGUCCUCGGAAGUGGAAAGUCCUAGUUCCCCGUAGGAUAGGACUUUUAACGGGAAUGCCCCCUCAAGUUGGCAUAUCUGUGUUUGUUGUACAGCGGAACUAUUCCUCCCGGAACGUUUUAAUCCUCGUUUGUUUUUAAGGGGAAUGUACGUCAGUCGAAACCGCCCCCUUGUUGAUUGUAUAAAGUGUGCUGUGGGGAAAUGGAAGCAGCCCUGUUUGCCCUCCCAUGGAUGCCAGUGAAUAUUGGUGGUUCUGAUCUCCUGGCUAAAGCCUGGUUCGGUGACACACAGUACCGGAUUCUGCUGAGUGACCUGAGCACUGUGUGGGAAGAAGAAAUGAACGCAGACGACAUCCAGAGUCGAGCACAGGAUCUGAAUAAGCGUCUAAGGGCACCAACACAGGCUUUUUUCUCUCAUCUGUGUUCUGUGGCACGGCCUUCUUUCUCCAGCCAAGAUGAUGAUCAGACAUCUGCUGCACACGUUGCUCUUGAAAGGCAUGGAGACAAUCUAACAGUCAAACUCAAAAGUGAGCUGGCUGGGUUGCCGUUCUACUGGGAGUUCCGCUGCACCACAACACCUGUAGCCGUGGUGUGCAGGCAGCUGGUGCGCCCCCUGCUGGCAGUGAGUAGAGUCCUGCAGCGGCAAGUGGAGGAUCUGGCUGCUCUUUUGGCUCAGAAGGAUGCGGAGAUACAGGACUAUCAGGAGAACGGAGCUGUCCUGAGUAGAGCCAGACUACAAACAGAGCCGUUUGACGUGCACCAGUACAGGGAGAACUUCUUCACACAGAUUGUUCCACAGAUGGGUGUGACGCUGGACAGUUUGGGUUUUGACUCAGAGUUGCAGGCCCUGUACAUGGCCGUGAGCUCGGAGAAAACGGGUCAGAAACGUAAACGUUCUCCUGACAGCUGCCCUGCGUUAGAAGACAACGACGUUGCUGAAUAUCACGUACCUGAAAACCUACAAAUCACUGAUUUCCCCACAGGUGUGGCAUCUUCACUGGCUUCUCAAGAACAGAAUUAUGGAUCAUCAGGAAGACCUCUGGUGGCAAACAGUAAACAGACUGUCCCGUUACCUUCAACUGCUGCUGGUUCUGAGGAACGUUCCACCUCACGGGCGAAGAAGAAGAAAGCAGUGGGGCUUUUCCGGUGACAAUUCAUGCCUCUGAAUCAAAUAGCACCACAUAUGGACACUUUUAUUUUCUGAAUGCUUUAUAAACAUUUUUAUUCUUUUUAGGUUGGAUAUAUAAGUGAUUCUGGAAUUUUUAAUGUUGGUUUUUAUUCUGUAUGCCCAUCUUAAAGUUUUUGUGUCUUAAAACUAAUGAAUAAAAUAUUACUUUACUUAAUAGAA
Messenger RNA from Ctenopharyngodon idella (grass carp), 1351 nucleotides. RefSeq names its product nonhomologous end-joining factor 1 (gene nhej1). The transcript has 8 exons. Gene Ontology annotation, biological process: double-strand break repair via nonhomologous end joining. NCBI's taxonomy places the organism in Eukaryota, Metazoa, Chordata, Actinopteri, Cypriniformes, Xenocyprididae. Bases 206 to 1153 code for a protein of 315 amino acids. Gene Ontology annotation, cellular component: nucleus; DNA ligase IV complex. The record is from RefSeq and is a predicted model, not a curated record. Gene Ontology annotation, molecular function: DNA end binding.